This is a messenger RNA of Lacerta agilis (Sand lizard), 1908 nucleotides long. RefSeq names its product transcription factor SOX-21-like. NCBI's taxonomy places the organism in Eukaryota, Metazoa, Chordata, Lepidosauria, Squamata, Lacertidae. Gene Ontology annotation, molecular function: RNA polymerase II cis-regulatory region sequence-specific DNA binding; DNA-binding transcription factor activity, RNA polymerase II-specific. The record is from RefSeq and is a predicted model, not a curated record. Gene Ontology annotation, biological process: regulation of DNA-templated transcription; anatomical structure morphogenesis; cell differentiation.
GGAGAGCGCUUGGCCGCCGCAAGAAGCGCGAUCGCCGGCUUCUUCCUACUGCGCCCUCGACGGCUGCGAGGAGCUGGUCGUGGCGAGCAGAGGAAGGGUGCUAGCGGCUGAGCGAGACCGGCGAGCGAGGAUGGCGCCCGGAGAGGAAGCGUCUCGCUCUCCGUCAACAUAGAAGGAAAGCUGACGGAGAGAGACGGGUGGGCACCGGACAGCCUGGCUGAGGGUCUCUGCGGGAAUCGGACAGCUCCCGUCCCUCUCUCUCUCUGGCAAUCCAGAUCGACUUUAGAUUGGUGCAUUGGACUUCAAAGAAUAACAUUCGUAACUAAGUUUUUUUGCCUGCUCGCACCGUCGGGUUUAAACUUUUCUCGGCGGCCACUCAUGCUGCCGGUGGCGACAGCCCGGGGCUCCUUUGCUGUCCUCCAGUCGGCUGUCAAAUGCCCCGAUUCCCGCCAAGAGUAAACGCCAAUCGGACUUGGGUGUUGCAGGGAGCGCUUUGCACCUACUCGAGCUAAGGAGGGGGCCAUUGGAGGGCGGGGGGCGUCGGGGAACGGGACCCGAGGAGCAGGAGGAGAACCGACGGCGCGCCUAACCACCGCCAGUUAUAGGCCGUGGCAGGGAGACUGCGGCGGGGUUUUGCCGGAGCACGUUUCGGGGUUCGGAGAGAGGGGGCAGGCACCCCCGAAUUUGGGCGUCCGGAGCGCAGGAGCCACCAUUGAUUUCCUGCGUGUGGCUCGCAGCGACGGGCUGGGCGCUGCCGCCGCCGCCGCCGCCGCCGCUGCCGCCGCGGGCAUGGCCAAGCCGGUUGACCACGUCAAGCGGCCCAUGAACGCCUUCAUGGUGUGGUCGCGGGCGCAGCGGCGCAAGAUGGCUCAGGAGAACCCCAAGAUGCACAACUCGGAGAUCUCCAAGCGCCUGGGCGCCGAAUGGAAGCUGCUGAGCGAGGCGGAGAAGCGGCCCUUCAUCGACGAGGCCAAGCGCCUGCGGGCCAUGCACAUGAAGGAGCACCCCGAUUACAAGUACCGGCCGCGGCGAAAGCCCAAGACGCUGCUCAAGAAGGACAAGUUUGCUUUCCCCGUGGUGCCCUACGGUUUGCCCGACGCCGCCGAGCAUCACGCGCACCAUCUUGGCCACCACCACCCGGCCCUCAAGGCGGGCGCCCUCCACGGCCACGAAGCCCUGCUGGCCAACCCGGAGAAGGCGGCCGCAGCCGCCGCAGCUGCGGCCGCGCGCGUCUUCUUCCCCCCGACGGCGGCCGCGGCCGCGGCUGCUGCUGCAGCGGCCGCUGCUGGCAGCCCUUAUUCUCUGCUCGACCUGGGCUCGAAGAUGGCAGCGGAAAUCUCAUCGUCGGCGUCUGGAGGCUCCGGCGGAGGAGGCGCGGCGUCGGGGUUGCCCUACGCCUCAUCGCUGGCUUACCCGACGGCUGGCGGCGCUUUCCACGCGGCGGCGGCGGCGGCUGCCGCGGCUGCAGCCAGCGGCGGCCACACUCACUCGCACCCGUCCCCGGGUAACCCGGGCUACAUGAUCCCCUGCAACUGCAGCGCCUGGCCCAGCCCGGGGCUCCAGCCCCCGCUGGCCUACAUCCUCCUGCCGGGCAUGGGCAAGCCCCAGCUGGACCCCUACCCCGCGGCCUAUGCGGCGGCCCUAUGACAUCCUGCCCCCCACGUUGGACCCCUGUACAGAGGAAGCCUGUGGGGCGCCUGGGGGCUGGACUCCGACGCCGGACUCUAGCCGACUGAACCCUCUUCUUCCCAGCCUGCUGCUGCUGUUGCUACCGCCGCCGCGGUGCCCUCCAGCCAUCUGCUCUACGGGGCCGCCGACUGGGGUUUCCGGACGAGAACAUUUCGCCUCUCCAUCCGUCUUGUCGCCUCCCUCGCCGCCCGUCCAUUUCUUCAACCUGUUGCCUUCCCU